AUGGUCGGCCGGGCGGCGUGUUGUCAUCUGCGGAGCGACGGCGGAGGCGGCGGCGUAGGCCCCGGCGGGGCGUUUGGUUUCGGUUUGGCCUUGACUGGAAUUAUUGUUGACGGUCGAAAUGGGAGUCCCCAAGUUUUACCGAUGGAUCUCGGAGCGCUAUCCCUGCCUCAGCGAAGUGGUGAAAGAGCAUCAGAUUCCUGAAUUUGAUAAUUUGUACCUGGAUAUGAAUGGAAUUAUACAUCAGUGCUCCCAUCCUAAUGAUGAUGAUGUUCACUUCAGAAUUUCUGAUGAUAAAAUCUUCACUGAUAUUUUUCACUACUUGGAGGUGUUGUUUCGCAUUAUUAAACCUAGAAAAGUGUUCUUUAUGGCAGUUGAUGGUGUGGCUCCUCGAGCAAAAAUGAACCAGCAGCGUGGAAGACGUUUUAGGUCAGCAAAAGAAGCAGAAGACAAAAUUAAAAAGGCAAUAGAAAAAGGAGAAACUCUUCCUACGGAGGCCAGAUUUGAUUCCAACUGUAUUACACCAGGGACUGAAUUCAUGGCCAGAUUACAUGAACAUCUGAAGUAUUUUGUAAAUAUGAAAAUUUCUACAGACAAGUCAUGGCAAGGAGUUACCAUCUACUUCUCAGGCCAUGAGACUCCUGGAGAAGGAGAGCAUAAAAUCAUGGAAUUUAUCAGAUCUGAGAAAGCAAAGCCAGAUCAUGAUCCAAACACCCGACAUUGUCUUUAUGGGUUAGAUGCUGACUUGAUUAUGCUUGGAUUAACAAGUCAUGAGGCACAUUUUUCUCUUUUAAGAGAAGAGGUUCGGUUCGGUGGCAAAAAGACACAAAGAGUAUGUGCACCAGAAGAAACCACAUUUCACCUCCUACACUUGUCUUUAAUGAGAGAGUAUAUUGACUAUGAGUUUUCAGUAUUAAAAGACAAGAUCACAUUUAAAUAUGAUAUUGAAAGGAUAAUAGAUGAUUGGAUUUUGAUGGGAUUUCUUGUGGGCAAUGAUUUUAUCCCUCAUCUACCUCAUUUGCAUAUUAAUCAUGAUGCACUGCCUCUUCUGUAUGGAACAUAUAUUACCAUCCUGCCAGAACUUGGGGGUUAUAUUAAUGAAAGUGGCCAUCUAAACUUACCUCGAUUUGAGAAAUACCUUGUGAAACUAUCAGAUUUUGAUCGGGAGCAUUUCAGUGAAGUUUUUGUGGACCUAAAGUGGUUUGAAAGCAAAGUUGGUAACAAGUACCUCAAUGAAGCAGCAGGUAUUGCAGCAGAAGAGGCCAAGAGCUACAAAGAAAAGAAAAAAUCAAAGGGCCAGGAAAACUUGUGUUGGGCUGCUUUAGACAAAAGUGGAGAAGAAGUGGUAACUUCUAAGGAUAAUUUAGAAGAUGAGACUGAAGAUGAUGACCUGUUUGAAACAGAGUUUAGACAAUAUAAAAGAACAUACUACAUGACAAAGAUGGGCGUUGAUGUAGUGUCUGAUGACUUUUUGGCUGACCAAGCUGCAUGUUAUGUUCAGGCAAUACAGUGGAUUUUGCACUACUAUUAUCAUGGAGUUCAGUCCUGGAGCUGGUUUUAUCCCUACCAUUAUGCACCAUUUUUAUCAGAUAUCCGCAAUAUCAGUACACUCAAACUCCAUUUUGAACUAGGGAAACCUUUUAAGCCAUUUGAACAACUUCUUGCUGUCCUUCCAGCAGCCAGCAAAAAUUUACUUCCUACAUGCUACCAGCAUUUGAUGACCAGUGAAGACUCACCAAUUAUAGAAUACUAUCCACCUGAUUUUAAAACUGACCUAAAUGGGAAACAACAGGAAUGGGAAGCUGUGGUAUUAAUACCUUUUAUUGACGAGAAGCGAUUAUUGGAAGCUAUGGAAGCAUGUAACCACUCCCUCAAAAAAGAGGAGAGGAAAAGAAACCAACAUAGUGAAUGCCUAAUGUGCUGGUAUGAUAGAGACACAGCAUUUUCCUAUCCCUCUCCAUGGCCAGAAAAGUUCCCUGCCAUAGAACAUUGUUGCACAAGGUAUAAAAUAAUAUCAUUAGAUGCUUGGCGUGUUGACAUAAGCAACAACAAAAUAACCAAGGUUGACCAGAAAGCAUUAUAUUUCUGUGGAUUUCCUACUCUGAAACACAUCAAACACAAAUUUUUUUUGAAGAAAAGUGGGGUUCAAGUAUUCCAGCAAAGCAGUCGUGGAGAAAACAUGAUGUUGGAAAUCUUAGUGAAUAUAGACUCAGAUGAACUUAGUGUUGAAAACGUGGCAUCAUCAGUGCUUGGAAAAUCUGUCUUUGUUAAUUGGCCUCAUCUUGAAGAAGCUAGAGUUGUUGGAGUAUCAGAUGGAGAAACUAAGUUUUACUUAGAAGAACCUCCAGGAACACAGAAGCUUUAUUUGGGAAGAACUGCCCCACCAUCCAAAGUGGUCCACCUUGGAGACAAGGAACAAUCGAACUGGGCAAAAGAAGUGCAAGGAAUCUCAGAAUACUACAUGAGAAGAAAAGGAAUAAUAAUUAAUGAAACAUCUGCUGUUGUAUACGCUCAGUUACUCACAGGUCGUAAAUAUCAAAUUAGUCAAAAUGGUGAAGUUCAUCUAGAGAAACAGUGGUCAAAACAAGUACUUCCAUUUGUUUAUCAAACUAUUGUCAAGGAUAUCCAUGCUUUCGACUCCCGUUUCUCCAGUAUCAAAACAUUGGAAGACUUGUUUCCUCCUAGAAGUAUGGUCUUUAUGCUUGGAACCCCCUAUUAUGGCUGCACUGGAGAAGUUCAGGAUUCAGGGGAUGUGAUUACAGAAGGUAGGAUUCGUGUGGUUUUCAGCAUUCCGUGUGAACCCACUCUUGAUGCUUUAAUACAGAACCAGCAUAAAUAUUCUAUAAAGUACAACCCAGGAUAUGUGUUGGCCAGUCGCCUUGGAGUGAGUGGAUACCUUGUUUCAAGGUUUACAGGAAGUAUUUUUAUUGGAAGAGGAUCUAGGAGAAACCCUCAUGGAGACCAUAAAUCAAAUGUGGGUUUGAAUCUCAAAUUCAACAAAAAAAAUGAGGAGGUACCUGGAUACACUAAGAAAGUUGGAAGUGAAUGGAUGUAUUCAUCUGCUGCAGAACAGCUUCUUGCAGAGUACUUAGAGAGAGCUCCAGAACUGUUUAGUUAUAUAGCCAAAAAUAGCCAAGAAGAUGUGUUCUAUGAAGAUGACAUUUGGCCUGGAGAAAAUGAGAAUGGUGCUGAAAAAGUUCAAGAAAUUAUUACUUGGCUAAAGGGACAUCCCGUCAGUACUUUGUCUCGUUCUUCUUGUGAUUUACAAAUUCUGGAUGCAGCUAUUGUUGAGAAAAUUGAGGAAGAAGUUGAAAAAUGCAAGCAAAGAAAGAAUAAUAAGAAGGUACGAGUAACAGUGAAACCCCAUUUGCUGUACAGACCUUUAGAACAGCAACAUGGAGUCAUUCCUGAUCGGGAUGCAGAAUUUCGUCUCUUUGACCGUGUUGUAAAUGUGAGAGAGAAUUUUUCAGUUCCAGUUGGCCUUCGAGGCACCAUAAUCGGAAUUAAAGGGGCUACUAGAGAAGCUGACAUACUAUUUGAAGUAUUAUUUGAUGAAGAAUUUCCUGGAGGUUUAACAAUAAGGUGCUCACCUGGUAGAGGUUAUCGAUUGCCAACAAGUGCCUUGGUGAACCUUUCUCAUGGUAGUCGCUCUGAAACUGGAAAUCAGAAGUUGACAGCCAUUGUGAAACCACAACCAGCUGUGAAUCACUGUUGCUCAAGUUCAUCAGUUUCUUCUGGGCAUUUGGGAGGCCUCAAUCAUUCCCCUCAAUCACUUUUUGUUCCUACUCAGGUACCUGCUAAAGAUGAUGAUGAAUUUUGUAACAUUUGGCAGUCCUUACAGGGAUCUGGAAAGGCUCAACAUUUUCAGCCAACUCUGCAAGAGAAGGGUACAGUUCUACCUCAAGAAAUAAGUCAAGUAACUCAACAUCAUAAAUCUGGCUUUCAUGACAACAGUGUUAAAUGUCAGCAGAAAAAACAUGACUCUCACAGAAAAUUUAAAGAAGAGUGCAAGAGUCCUAAAAUUGACAGUCAGCCACAAAAAAUGUCAAAUAAGCAGACAUUUGGAGGGUCUGCCAAAUGCAAUAUUAAGCUGCUGAAGAGAAACGAAAAUGCUGAAGCCUCAGAAAACCAAAAGGUUGUGACUGGUUAUCCAGGCACUAAUGAUAAGCCUAAACAUGGAAUUGAGAACUUUUUAGCAUCUUUGAAUAUUUCCAAAGAAAAUGAAGUACCAUCAUCUCAUCAUGAAGAGUCUCCAAGUGAAGAACAUUUGUCACCACAGUCAUUUGCUAUGAAGGGAACGCGAAUGCUUAAAGAAAUUCUAAAAAUUGACAGCCCUGAUACUGUGGACCAUAAGAAUGAAAUGAAACAGUUUGGUAAUGAAGUCCCUAGUUGCUCUACUAGAAGAGAUGAAUAUUGCCCUUCCUCCCAGCCUAAACAAAACAAGAAAUUAACAUCUUAUAUGAACAAGCCUCACAGUGCUAAUGAGUACCAUAAUGUUCAGUCUAUGGACAACACGUGUUGGCCUGCUCCCAGCCAGAUCCCUCCUAUGUCCACACCAGUAACUGAACUUUCUCGAAUUUGUUCCCUUGUUGGAAUGCUGCAACCAGAUUUCUCCUUUCUUAGAACAGCACAGACAAUGACAGUUUGCCAGGUGAAAUUAUCUAAUGGUUUACUGGUACAUGGACCACAAUGCCAUUCUGAAAAUGAAGCCAAGGAAAAAGCUGCACUUUUUGCUUUACAACAAUUGGGAUCCUUUGGAGUGAAUUUCCCUUUGCCUCCACCAAUAUUUCCAAAUUAUCCUCCUACUGUACCUCCUGGAACAAUUCCUCCAGUUUUUCCCCAACCUACGGGCUGGGAUCACUAUGGAAGCAACUUAGCAUUGGGGGCAGCUAAUAUAAUGCCUUCAUCACCUCAUCUCUUUGGUUCAAUGCCGUGGGGACCACCAGUGCCAGUUCCUGCAAAGCCUUUCCAUCAUACUUCAUAUUCUGGGAGCCUGCCCAUGUCUGGGACAGUGCCAGGUGGUGUGCACAAUCAGUUUAUACCACUACAGGUUACUAAAAAAAGGGUUGCAAACAAAAAGAACUUGGAGAAUAAGGAGGCCCAGAGUUCUCAAGCUGUGCCACUUAAGACGAAUGAGCCAGGAUCAUCUUCUGAUGUCACCAAAGCAGUUCCACAGGAGAGUUCAUCCACUUCCUUAAAGUCUCCACAAAUUACUCAGCCUGCACCUUCUUUUCAAGUUGAAGCUGCCUCUCAAGGCCAUAGUGUGUCUCACCAUAAGUCAACACCAAGCUCUUCUUCAAGAAGAAAAUCAAGAAAACUGGCUGUCAAUUUUGGAGUUUCUAAACCUUCUGAAUAAAUUUGGUACUUGGAAUUAAAUUAAUUUCUUUACUUUUCCACCCACCUUUUUAUAAAUCCAUAUUUGUGUCUCAUAAAAUAUUAGAAUGUGCUAUUUUAGAAUGUGUUUCAAUUGAAAAUUUUUUUAGUUUUUUAGUUGUCAGACAUUUUUCAUGCUAUCAAAUUGUGCAUCUUGAAUAUGUACAAUUUGGUUUACAUCAAUUAUACCUCAAUAAAACUGUAAAAAAAGACUAAAUUAAACCAUAUCUGUAUGUCAGGAUAGUAAUAUUAAAUAAUAUUAGUGGACUAUAAAAUUGUAAAAUAUACCAAUCUAACCAUUGGCCUAUCUUUAGAUGCACCCUGAACUAUGAAUUAGGCAUUAUAUUGCAAUAAACAUUUUAAUACUAUCAUUGAGGGAUAAUGGAGCAUGAAAAUUGAGACUCAAUUAUAAUUUAAUGAAUGUGGAUUUUAUUUCUUUUUAAUGAUGUAACAAAAUUGUCAAGAAAAUAGCUUUUAUUUAUAAGUAUUUUAAUUUAUAUCCUGUUAUCUUUGAGGUUCCUUUUCCUUUAGAUCUGCUGUGAAAUGAUCACACUUGUUGUGGUGCUGCAAGUUUUGCUUUAUUCUAAAUUUUGUACCAAAGCAAUUUUAGAAUACUGAUCACAAUAUUUCACUUAUCUGCUUAGAACUAUAAAUAGCAAUCUAGAUUUAAGUAAUUACAAUUUUUUAAUUAUUUAUGAACCAGCAUUAGUAAUUUGUAAUAAAAGUUUCAAAAUCUACAGGGUACAAUGAUUCAAAUUUAUCUGAUAGAAUAAACUAUAAAAUAUUAAUCAUGUUGUUAACUAAAAUAAAUUGUGUUGUUCUCUUGUAUAGCUUUUUACCUGCUGACUUAAACAUAUAUGAGAGUUCCACUGUUGGUCCAUGUGUUGUACUUCAUGGGACUGAUGAAAUUCUAAAUUAUUUAAAUUCCAAGGUGUGCUAUAAUACAGGCACAAUCAAUUUGUGAUGUAUAUUAUCUACAUGGCAAAUAGCUGUCUCAUUCUUAUUUCAUACAUUUAGUUUUAUGCUGAACUGUUCAGUGACUAGCAUUUUGUCUUUGCAUGUCAUGUGUGGUUGUGUAUUGUUUAAGCAGUGGCUGUUGAAAUUAUUUUAGAUUUUAUGAAAAUUUCUCAUUGGUACCAGGGCCUGAGUUUUUACACACACACAGAUAUCUGUAUGUGUAUACACACACACACACACAUACACAGAGAGAGAGAGAGAGCUAUUUAUCCUUUAGUUUUUGUGAUAUGCUUAUAUUUUUAAGGAAGUAAGUUAUCAUACUUUUUAAAAGGUAGGAACCACAAUCUUUAUAUGGAGCUGCUUAUUAUUAUACCCAGUCUCAUUUAGUUUAUUGAAAACUCUGCCAUGAAUCUUAAAGUAGUCUGUUUGUUUUCAAAAGUGCUGUAUUAAACUAAUCGGAUUCCUUUCUCUAACUGCUGAUUCCAGAGUUUCUCUAAUUGUUAAUGGGAUAUUUAUAUAUUAGUAGUGCCUUUAGUUUACAAGAGAUAAAUGUUCGUUAUCUGUCAUUUAUUAUAGUCAUGUGAAUUUCUGUUAUUUUCUUUUAUAUUUCUAGGCUCAGAUGUUGGAUUCCCAACAUUUCCUUAUUGGGAGUAUGUAUCCAUUUCAGUAACUAGGCUCAAGUAAUUCUCAGUGUUUGUUCUUACUGCCUCACAAACUCAGUCUUAAAAGGAAGCAUCUGUUAUGGGAAUACAGUACCAAAAAAAGUGACAAUGGUACGUUAAUAACCUCUUACUACUACAGUGCAUAAUAUUUUUCACCUCAUGUAACUGUGCGAACUUCAGAGUUCAAGAAUUGCCUCUUUCUUCACUUCUUUGAAGCCAUUCUAUAAACAGUGUACAGCCCAUUUCUCUUUUAGAGCACAGAUGAAGGAGCACAUGAGAUCUUCUGAAAACUCCAAGAGAAAUUUCAGUUAACAUAGUGCCACUGCGCUCAUUAGGAUAUUUCCGCAGUGUUCAAGCACAGCAAGCUGACAGUUCUGUAUGGACAGGCAGUAAAAGCAUUUUUGUUCCUUCUCUUUUUAAAAAUGUAUUCUUCUAAAGUUCAAGAUUGAAGAGGGAUCAAAAUAGGGGAGAGCUCCACAAUAACUAGAUAAUGGCAGGCGCUACCUAUAUUCUUUUCUCUUUGUAGACCUGUUCCAAGUAAGAGCCUAAAAUCAAGAGAUAUGCCCUCCCUAUGGAGGAUAUAAGAGGCAGAGGCUCUUAUUAUAAUCUCAGGAGACUGGAUCCACUGAUUAUCAUGCCUACUGUAGUCUAGUGUACCUCUAAGAAAUAGUUGGACUUUAGGAAACUUACAUUUUUCACUUUUGGAUGGGGCAGUCAGACCAUCCCAAUAAUUAGAAAUAUGCCCACCUAGCAUUGAAUCUCCUGUGGACUUUCUGUGAAAACUAUGAGUUACAAUGAGGGACAGAAAAUCAGAUUGUCCAAUUGUUUCAUGUUUCAUAUAACUAGAGCACUUAUAUCUAUUUAAUCCUUCUCACGGAAACAUUUCUGAAUAUUCUUUGAGUAAAUUUUCUUUUUUUUUUUUUAAACCAAAUUAAGUGAAUUUUGAAGAUUUAUCCUUCCAGGCUCAUUGUUUCUUUUCACAAUUUCCUAUAUUUCCUGGGUUUUAUAACUUAACAGGUAGGCUAUAUUGAUUUAAACAUCGUGUAGACUGAUGUCUUAAACAUCUGACUCAAUUGCAUGAAAAAUUAAUUUCACCUCUGUGUACCUUGGUUUCAGUUUGAGACUUUUCUUGCUUUUCAGAGGGAUCAGUACUUCUAGAACUAAAAAGAUGUUUAUUUUUUUAGAUUUAUAAAAAUUUAUUAAAAGCAGAAAUUCAUUUCAUCUAUUCCAUGAGCAGCUAUACAGCUGUCUGCAAGGACGAAGAAGUCUUUUUUAAAAUCACAUCUCACUAUCUCAAUUCUAAAGGUUAACUUGGAGUACACAAAAUUAAAGAGAUGAGAAUUUUUUCCCCGUUUUUGUGAUCAGAUAAUUGGCUUUGGUUUUAGGCUGGUAGUUCCAAACUAAUCUGAGUUCUUAGUUUUAAGAGGAGGGGGCUGAGAUGGAGAUGAUUGAAAGAAGGAAACCAGUUGUGACAUACCUAAAAUCACUGCAUUUUCAAACUCUAAUAUAUCUUUCUAGCUCAAGGAAGUAGAUAAAGUGCAGGGUCUUUAUUAUUCACUCGCUUCUAAUUCAAUAAAUCAUAAAUUUUCAUAAUGAUUGUCUUAUGUUUAUCAUAGCAUGGCUGGAGCUGUCCAUUUAAAGAUGUUCUAACAUGCUUUGUCUCAUUGUUUAGAGCAUGUUUUUUAAAGCAAAUGUGUACAAUUUCUCAGCUUUUGAGCUUACUGUACUAUAUUUCAUAGUACCAUCUUGCUUCCAAAUUGUGGUUUUAUUAUAGGAAAGAAAUAAUUUAUUGGAAAGAAGUAAUUGUAACAGGCAUUCUCUAUUAAAAAAACAAAACAGAGCAUCCUUUAUCUUUUUUCUGGAGAGAGUGAUAGUGGUCAAAUUCGCAGUAUUCUUUAUGUACAUUUUAUAAGCUUUGUCAUGAAAGUCCUUUUUUUAUAGAAGCUUCCUUUCCUAGUCAGGAUAAGGCUUAAAUUUAUAGAAAGGGAAUGUUUUUUUCAGACUGGCCUGGUUCGUAUUUCUCUCAGACCCCUGCAUCUUCCAACAGAGAUUAGAAAGAGACACUGUUGAAACAAACUGGCAAUAGGGCCGGGCCAAUAGACAGUUUCAUUACUGUACUGAGUUAACUCUGACAUCACAGAUUUAACAAUGUGUAAAAUAAUUUGGAUAGUUAAGAAUGUCAGCAAUCCAUUGCUGCUUUUGUGUUGGUUUGUGUGUGUGUGUAUGUCAGUGAACCAACAAUAAUGCCUUGCUCAAUCAAUGCAUUUAGCCAUCUCAAGUGCAAUUUGUGAUGGAGACUCUGGUUUCCAAUGUUUUACAUAGUUAAGCCAAUAAAAAUUAAUUUUCUCCCACAGUCCAUCCAUUGCUAUUAAUUACUUCAGCAAUUGGUAUACUAUUGAAUUGCCCACGCCAAAUUAAGUUUCUGUAGAUGUUUUAAUAAUUUGAAGGAAAAUUCUCAUACCAUUUCUCAUGGAGUAAUAGGAAUAAGAAUUUAGUACACAGUCUGCUUUACGUUCUUUUUAUUCCUUUCUUCCCCAUACAGUGAAGAGACUGUUUUUGUUUGGGGUUUUUUUUUCACCACAAAUCUUUUACGUUUUUUUCUUGUCUGCAACCAGUUGAUUCUUUGAGUGUUUUCAUCUAUCUUGACAUAUGAAUAGUAUUGUGAUAUAUCAUCAAUGUAUUCAACAUUUUGAUGAUUUGAAAAUAGAAUUAAGUGUAAUUCAUAUAUAAAUUCAUUUCUCACAUAACUUUUAUAAGUAACUGGAAUUUUUCAUUAGAUCUUAUACAGAGCAGUAUUUUAUUAAAAGUUCAAAAGGGAAGACUUUUAUGUGCUCAUUUUGUAGUUUUUUUUAAAUAUCUUUGCAUUGUCUGCAAUUAAAAUGUUUUUAACUUGAAAUGUACUCAAAAUGUAUUUUUAUUUUUACGUUGUACAUUUAUAGAUUUCUAGCAUGUAGUUAGCCUCAAAAUAUUGUGCAAAAGGAUUUUAAAACAUAAAAGUCACUCAAAGAGUUUGAACAUCUAUACAUGUUAAAUGCUACAUGAAUUUUAAUUAAACACUUGAGAAUGAUUUCUUGUUUCUUCUUGUA
Talpa occidentalis (Iberian mole) is the source of this 10075-nucleotide messenger RNA. RefSeq names its product 5'-3' exoribonuclease 1 (gene XRN1). Gene Ontology annotation, molecular function: 5'-3' RNA exonuclease activity; RNA binding. The transcript has 43 exons. Gene Ontology annotation, biological process: rRNA catabolic process; nuclear-transcribed mRNA catabolic process. Bases 119 to 5353 code for a protein of 1744 amino acids. The record is from RefSeq and is a predicted model, not a curated record. Lineage: Eukaryota; Metazoa; Chordata; Mammalia; Eulipotyphla; Talpidae. Gene Ontology annotation, cellular component: nucleus.